Molecule: messenger RNA, 372 nt
Organism: Perkinsus marinus ATCC 50983
Lineage: Eukaryota; Perkinsozoa; Perkinsida; Perkinsidae
Product: type 2 adenylate kinase, putative
Exons: 5
Coding region: 1-372 (123 amino acids)
Biological process (GO): nucleobase-containing compound metabolic process
Cellular component (GO): cytoplasm
Molecular function (GO): ATP binding; AMP kinase activity
Source: RefSeq, a predicted model, not a curated record
AUGAAGAAAGUGUUAUUCCUUGGAGCUCCAGGCGUUGGUAAAGGCACUUUUGCCAAGAGAAUCGCCCCGAGGUUGAAUCUGCGUCACCUCAGUGCUGGAGAGCUACUACGUGCUCAUGUAAAAGCAGGCAGCCCUCUCGGGUGCUUGGCCAAGCCUUUCCUCGAUAAAGGCCUGAUGGUCCCUUCUGAGCACAGUGUUGAGUUGAUGAAACAUGAAGUGAUGAGCCUUCGAAACGCCGCCAGAGUUGACGGCUACAUUCUUGAUGGUUUUCCUCGAGUUCUAGAGCAAGCCCAGAUGUGGUCUGAUCUAACUCUUGGUGACGGUAUUGAUACACAAGUUGGCCUCACGACGCAUCUGUGGGAGCUGCGGUGA